GGCAGCGGCGUCCCAGGCGCACCAUGGCCGAGCUGCUGCGGAGCCUGCAGGAUUCUCAGCUCGUCGCCCGCUUUCAGCGCCGCUGCGGGCUCUUCCCGGGGCGGGAGGAAGGCUCCCGAGACCACAGCGCGGGCCUCACGGAGGGCGUGGCGCGGGCGCCCGGGGUCGGUCACCACCUCGCGGCCAACGGCAAGAGCGCCGGGGGACCGGCCAAUGGGCUGCGCAGAGUUCCGGCCCCGCAGGCUUAUGUACAGGAGUACAUUGUGAAGAAUUAUUUCUUCUAUUACCUAUUCAGAUUUUCAGCUGCUUUGGGUCAGGAAGUGUUCUACAUCACAUUUCUUCCGUUCACUCACUGGAAUAUUGACCCUUAUUUAUCCAGAAGACUGAUCAUCAUAUGGGUUCUGGUGAUGUAUGUUGGCCAGGUGGCCAAGGACAUCUUGAAGUGGCCCCGCCCCUUCUCCCCUCCUGUCGUGAAACUGGAGAAGAGAGUAAUUGCUGAGUAUGGAAUGCCCUCUACCCAUGCCAUGGCGGCUACCGCCAUUUCCUUCACGCUCCUCAUCUCUACCAUGGACAGGUACCAGUAUCCCUUCGGUUUGGGGCUGAUGAUGGCCGUGGCGUUCUCCACACUGGUGUGUCUCAGCAGGCUGUACACUGGGAUGCACACGGUCCUGGAUGUGCUGGGUGGCGUCCUCAUCACCGCGGUCCUCAUUGUCCUCACCUACCCUUCCUGGACUCUCAUCGACCACCUGGACUCGGCCAGCCCCCUCUUCCCUGUGUGCGCCAUAGUGGUCCCCUUCUUCUUGUGUUACAACUACCCCGUGUCCGAUUACUACAGCCCCACCAGAGCCGACACCACUACCAUUAUGGCCGCCGGGGCCGGGGUGACCAUUGGCUUCUGGAUCAACCACUUUUUCCAGCUCGUGUCUGAGCCCACGGACUCUCUGCCUGUUGUCCAGCACAUCCCACCGCUCACCACUGGCAUGUUGGUUUUGGGUCUGACCAAAUUUGCCGUGGGAAUAGUGUUGAUCCUCCUGGUCCGUCAACUUGUGCAAAAGCUCUCGCUGCAAGUAUUAUACUCGUGGUUCAAGGUGGUCGCCAGAAACAAGGAGGCCAGGCAGAGGCUGGAGAUCGAAGUGCCUUAUAAGUUCGUCACCUACACGUCUGUCGGCAUCUGCGCGACCACCGUUGUGCCCAUGCUGCACAGGUUUCUAGGGUUACUCUGAGCCCCGGGCGGCUGGAAACGAGCCCACUGGACAAGAGCCAAGACACAGGAAAGAUGUUGGGUGGGCAAGUCUGGACAACACAUUUUAUUUUGAAAAAAUUCCUUUAAGUCACAUGUCUGUUUUGCUGAUAGCCACGAUAAAUGCUGUUGCUGUAUGAAGGGAAAGCUUGUCUUGUAGGAGCCAUGAGCCUGGAAGGGUCAUGCCGUACGUGAAGCCAGGUGAAAACCCACAGUCAGGCUCCUGAAGGGUCCCCAUCCUCCCUGUCUGUGCACUCGGACUCCAGACCACGCCACGCGCUGGCGGUUACAGUGGGCCACACACCGGGCUCCGGACGGAGGGGUAGAUCUGGAGGCUGAGCUUUUCUCCUCGGUUAGGACCUCACCUGGCACUGAGUCUCACUUCCCAAAUGGGACCGCGGGUCUGGAGAAAGGGUGGCUCCCUGUAAAGCUGCAUUCCUUGGGGCGACUUUCUUGCCGUUACGAUCAAAAUGGGCUGCGUCCCAGUCUCUGUGAAUAUUGAAGGUGUGAAUAUUGAAACAGAGGCCUGACCUUCCAGGUUGGAACACUUUGGGGGACUCUAGACACAAUUGGGAUGCUCUUCUGAUCCAUGGAACCCAUGGCUGCUCGCACCAGGCGGGUGGGGCUUCGCCUUCCCCGAGAGCGGUACACCUGGGCUUCCCCGCGUGUCCUGCUCUCCCCUGCUUCAGAGUGACGUAGGAUAAGCCCUCUGCCCAUCUUCAGCUUUCCUUGCUUCCUUACAAAAUGUCACCUGCGUGUCAAAGUGGGUCAAGAGCAGAGCAGAGAACAUCAUUCCUGGAGCCUGACCCAGAGGGACUCCACUUGUUGGAUGUGGCCUGUCGGAACAUUGCUCCUUCAGCUCUCAGUUACUCUCUGAAAAUCUCUAUUUCUCAUCUACUUACUAGAAUCAGGGGCCCCCUUUCUGCCUUCCCACCUCUUACCUCUUGGCAAUUUUCAGGGUAAUUAAUGCAAGAGUAACGUCAGCGUCUUUUGGGAAAACAAGCCAGCCACACACAACAACAGCCUUUGCACGGAGGGUGUGUCCCCAAGACACCUACAAAGGUGACUUCCCACCAGAAGGUUCUCUGGAGGGCUCCUCUUUGAUUAUUAGGAGUAAGGAACAAGUUUCCUUUUCUCAGAAACCAUUUUCUGAGAAAUUAGUGUAAACAUGUAGCUAACAAAGUAUCUUUUGCAGUCCAGCGCUGCUGCUGCCGUGAUUUAUACCCCUAACGCGUGGCGGCCACGCAUUCGCAGGGGGAAGCAGACCAGCCGGGAAAGCGAGGCUCUUACCGCACAUCCAGCGUGAAAACGGAAACCAUGCGCGCCCUGCUCUCCAGUGUGUCCCCCGGCCGCCCUGCUGGAAGGGGCUUCUGUGGUUGACUUAGUGCUCCAGUUUCGUGAGAAUAAUUUUCAGUAAAACAUCCCGUUCUUCCUUCAACUACUUCCCCCAUUUUUCAGUUAGAAGGCAAGGAUGAAAAUGCCAUUCGACUAUUUUUACAUCACACUGACUAGUGUCUGGGCACCAU
Molecule: messenger RNA, 2766 nt
Organism: Pteronotus mesoamericanus
Lineage: Eukaryota; Metazoa; Chordata; Mammalia; Chiroptera; Mormoopidae
Gene: SGPP2
Product: sphingosine-1-phosphate phosphatase 2
Exons: 5
Coding region: 24-1223 (399 amino acids)
Biological process (GO): sphingosine metabolic process
Cellular component (GO): endoplasmic reticulum membrane
Molecular function (GO): sphingosine-1-phosphate phosphatase activity
Source: RefSeq, a predicted model, not a curated record